AUGCUCUUCUACGCGGUCCUCGUAACGUCUACGCAUCUGGUCCGCAGCUCCUUGCAGAUUCUUCCCGAGAACUAUGACAGAAGCGUUGGUCCCUUCACUGAAACCAUCCAAAAAAUCGAUGUCACCAUUUCCGUCCCUUUCCUUGUCCUUCUAGCUGUGGUGAGUUAUUUUUCUUAAAAGAAAUUAAAUUUUUCUCAAAAAAGGUUAUAGUCUGUAAAUUUCACCGAACGACAUUCCGCUGUUCCGCUGCGCGCCUUUGCGAACCUCGGCCAUUUUUUUUCUUUUAUCAAGGUACUCUACUUUCAUGGGCUCCCACAGCAAUAACAAUCACUUGAAAGCGUGACCUAGAUUCGAAAGACGCUUCGCGAACGCACGCAGCGGAACAGCGGAAUGUCGUUCCGUGAAAUUUUAAGUCGUUUCACACAGACUAUAAAUAGCUUUCUGAUCGAAGUGCAAUGUUUUUCUAGAGUUAUCCAGUGUUUAUCAACCUAUCCGAGAGCUAUAAUCUCAAAAAAACAGCUGCUCAGAAAGCACUGGACUUUUUAAUUUUUUUAAAAAUUCACUGACCCCCAAGGUCAUUUCAAUUUGCGACUUGACAUUUUCUUCAAGUUUGCUUAAUCACUUUCUGAAUGUCUACAUGAUGACUUUGCACUUUCAAAAUCACCAUUGUUUUACAUUACUAGUUCGAAAAAACCUAUCAGGACUUUCUUCGUAGCCUCACACUACACUGAUGAACUUUUCCGAUAGCGUGUUUGCAGAAGGAAAACGAACGACAGGCCGACUGGCUCUACUCUUACACAAUGGUGAUAUUUUUGCCGCCACCAGUGAUAAACAAAACAAAAAGAUUGCAGAAGUGGCGGGAUGAGCGGCUGAGAUACAACUCCACUAGUGGAGCUGUCGUCUACAUUCCGGCCAGCCUGGUUUUUUUUUUUGGUUAUAUGAGGAGCUAUCAACUGAAAAAAAGGAAAAAGAAUUAUUAUUAAAGCCCAAAUCAACAUUCUUAGGAAUUUUAGAGUGGUCCCUACAGGGGUUAGAGGGAAAAAAUCCCUAUAAGGGUCAAAAAAGUGGCCCCUAUAGGGUUAAAAUUUAGGUGGUUUAAUAUGGGCUCUAACCCCUUAGCCCCAACCUCCUCCACAAACACAAGUGGACCCUAAAGGGGUCUCUCAAUUUCAUUCAAAAAACGCUUAUUUAUUGAAUUUUUCCCAUGGAAAUGCUUCUUCGCUCAAAGCUCAUAACAACUAUCGGCUAGCAUGUCCCCUAUAGGGACCACUUUUCCAAGUUAGUGGCCCCUAGAGGGGGCCCUCUAUCGGUUCCUAAGGUUGCCCCUAUAGGGACCACUCUGGAGUUCCAAAGUAUGGCUCUUUCGAGCUUGAGAUCGCAUCAACUCUGUUUAAAAUUGUAAAAAAAGUUUUUUUUCCAAAAUUUUGUAAGUCAACCUGUCAGGGUGCUCACUCACAACACCUAUAUAUCCAAUUAAGGUGUGGAAGCCGAGGUUUUUCGUCUACAACUCGAUCGAACAGAGAGAAGCCUACGGAAACAACGACGAGAACAUCGAUGUCAUUGUUAGUUGGAUUCCUUCAACUUUUAAAACUUGAAUUAGCUCCACUUCCGACGCUCGACGUGGAAUGGGAACGAGUUUGAAAAUGCACUGAAAUUUAGUUGUCCUUGAAUUUCUGGUGUUGUGACACUAAUCAAAACUAGACAAACUCAGGAAGGUUGAAAAAGGCUUCAUAAAAAUGUUCCCUUUUUGUUGCCUUUUCGGGCCAUUUUUUCAGCCCAUAUGCACCAUUUUUGCUGCCUGUCCCUUUUUCAGCAUUUUUUGAGCCUUCAAAACCUUAGAAAAAAUGGAAGGCUGGAUGAAGGGACCCUUUUUGCUGCCCUUUUGCGGCCUUUCUUGAGCCUUUCAGCGGCCAUUACCCAUCAUUCCGACGUUUCCCGAGUAGUUGUUUUGCAAAUAAUACGGAUGAAAUUUGAAAAAAAAAAACGAACAUUUGAAUCCAUGAAAUGAGACGUACCCAUCAAAUCAAUAGUUUGAAUCAUAUCUCUGAGAAAGAAAAAUUUUGCAGGUGUCGCCUUCUGGAGACGUAGUCCUGCGACGAACCCAGUACACGAGCAUCGUCUGCGAAGUCGACGUGAAGCGAUUCCCUUUCGACACGCAAUUCUGCGCCAUCGCCUUUUCUUCUCCGGUAGAGCCGAUCGAGGUGAUGCAGCUCACGCCGGUCCAUGACCCUCUCAGAAGCGCCAUCAUGGCGGUCAGUCUGUUCUGUUUAUUUCUUCUCAGACUUCUUGGCUUCAGGGGAACAGCGAGUUUGCGUUGAUCAACAUCACCACCCACAUCAAGAAGUACUCCAUCGACAAUAAUAACUACGAAUCGGUUGGUGCUCAUGUUUCGAAAAGCUGGACAAAUACCGGAGGCUUUUUUGUCUGAUAUAGUCUGUGUGCCAUGACUUGAAAUUUCACCGAACGAAAUUCCGCUGUUCCUCUGCGUGCGUUCGCGAAUAGUCUUUCGAAUCUAGGUCACGCUUUCAAUUGAUUGUUAUAGCUGUGGGAGCACAUGAAAGUAGAGUACCUUAAUAAAAGAAAAAAUAUUGAAAACGCGACCAAGGUUCGCAAAGGCGCCACAGCGGAAUGUCGUUCCGUGAAAUUUCAAGUCGUGGCACACAGACUAUACAGACAUUAUAUCGCUUUUUCAUUUCGUAGGUCAUGUUCGUGGCUCACUUACGGCGUUACCCGACCUACUACUUGGUGAUGGUCGUCUUCCCCACUUUCUUCAUCGCCGUCAUCACAAUCACUGGCGCUCUCGUCCCAAUGGAAGAAGACCAGUCUAACGACAUUGUUUGUAUCCGGAAAGUCUAUUCCAAAUAUUCAAUAAACUCAGACCGGCUUGGCUUUGGGAGCGAUUCUGGCUCUGGUUUUCAUGCUUGGAAUAGUGUCGGACAAGCUGCCAAAGACACCAAGUGUGGCAUGGAUUUGUGAGUACUUUUUUCUUCUAAAGUCAGAACUGUCUUCAGCGAUCUACCUGAUGGAAGUUUUUAUAAUGUGCGUGGCGGCGUUGGCGAUCGGAUUUCUGCGCGGUAUGCGCAAGUCCUGCAACAAGUACCAGGUCAAAGAAGGAGUCUUUCUGAUGACGGUCGAUGAAAAUCGAGCCGAAGAGAAGCCUCUGCAGAUUUCCAGUAAAACAAGGGUCGUCGAAAGCAGGUUGACGGCAAGUCAAGAGCUUCAGCGUAGACAAAGCAUCCAAGUGGGUUAUUACAUCAUUUAUAGCCUGUGUGCCACGACUUGGAAUUUCACCGAACGACAUUCCGCUGUGCCGCUGCGCGCCUUUGCGAACCUUGCUCGCGCUUUUAAUCUUCUUUUUCUUUUAUUAAGGUACUCUACUUUCAUGUGCUCCCACAGCAAUAACAAUCAGUUGAAAGCGUGACCUAGAUUCGAAAGACGCUUCGCGAACGCACGCAGCGGAACAGCGGAAUGUCGUUCGGUGAAAUUUCAAGUCGUGACACACAGACUAUAUAUUACCUCUUUUUUCGACGUGAUAUAUGGGAGAAGUUUCGUAGGAGAUCACUUCAAUUUCGUGCGCGAAUAAUUUUAAAAUCCUUUCCGUUUCUUUUGAUAGGUUUGUGGGUACAGCUAAAAAAUUCUAUUACGUAACAAUUUGGAAGAAACAUUUGACUUGCCAAUUUUAUUAGAUUGUACAGUAAUAACUUGAAAGAAAUAUAAAAGGAUUGAAGGAAGUGUCCACAUUCGAAGAACGAGAAAAGAAAAAGAGGGAGAGCAAACGCUGUGUUAAUUGGUUAAUUGGGUGGUGGCGUCAGAAGCUGACUCCGUGGAAUUCUUCGGGUGGGACGAAAGCCAUCGACAGGAGAAUAAGUAUGAGGAGCACGUUGAUCACUUGGAACGAUAUACACCAGACCAUCGACUGACGGAAUUGUGUCUGAAACGUUUUCGUGAUUCUCGACUUGAAGUCCUAACACGGGAGGUAAUUUUACUUUGCGCUUGUAAAUUUUCUGAAAAAUGGCCAGAACCCUCAUUGAGGUACCAGAUGAGGAUCCUGAAAGUCUCACCCUGCACAAAUUCCUCGAGAAAGGACACCUUGAAGUCGAAGAAAACACUAAAAACCAGAAAGUAAGCCAUUUUGAUGCUUUGAGCGCCUAUUUUUCGAAAACUAGAGAGUUAUUCAAGUUGACACUUCUAGAACCUUCUUCUGGUACGUCAAUAAGUGCUCUAGCCAAUUCGCAAUUCCCAACCGCAAAGAAAAAUGACCUCCCUUGUAUAUUCUGUGUGCCAUGACUUGGAAUUUCACGGAACGACAUUCCGCUGUUCCGCUGCGUGCGUUCGCGAAGCGUCUUUCGAAUCUAGGUCACGCUUUCAAUUGAUUGUUUUUGCUGUGGGAGCACAUGAAAGUAGAGUACCUGAACAAAAGAAAAAAUGAAUAAAAAGCGCGACCGAGGUUCGCAAAGGCGCGCAGCGGCACAGCGGAGUGUCGUUUGGUGAAAUUCCAAGUCGCGGUACACAGGCUAUAUCGUUCGAAACAAAGAUAAUUGUCGGAAAAUAGUAUGCGAGACGCUGAAACAAGGAGCUUCCUUGGUAGUUUUGCCGGAAGAAACGUCUUCGAAGACUGCGGCCGCCGCCAUCGUCGAGAGCCUUCUCAACGUUGGUUUCUCCAGCCAUGUUCAGGUUCCGAAUGUUUAGGCGUCGAAUGUGCCCUACGUGCGACUGUCCUCACCUCGAGCUCUGCAUCGCAAGUUCCAUUUCUUUCCUCCGUCGCAAAUCAGCUCACUGGCGGCUGCCGCCUUUAUCAAAAGUGAGCGCUGGCGCGAGGUCGUCGUCGUUUUCCGAGAAGAAGACGGUGGGAUUGAACUUUGAGACCUUCAGAGCAUACUUUUAGAGCUUCUUGAAAUGGCGGAGAUGAUAACGGCUGGACAUUUUCCACCGGCCUUCAGUACGCAAGUGGUUCGCAUUGAUAGCAACGACGAUUACGGCAGUGUCCUCAAACACAUUCGCAACAAACUCGGUUCGAGCCAACUUUGACAUACCACGGCGUUUUUGCGGAGUCAAGAGCUCCACCGUUUUCAUGUGACGUCAUGGGAAGCAAGCGUAUACAACAGGGAAUAUUAAAAGCGCAUUUUCAAAAAAUCAUGAGACGAAUCGAUUUCAUUUUCAGAAUAACGCUAGUUUUCUGUUGCCGUGCUCAAAGUGAUUCCGCGAAGUUCAAAAUAGCCGCCAGAGAGUGAAAAAUAUAACUGAAUUCCGGAAAUUCAAAGAUAAUUUUGCAUUUCGCGAAAUGAAUUUUGAACACGAAAUGUGCGGGAGCGCCGCAGUGCAUGCACACAAAACACUACACUUCACGCAAAAUAUGGUGGGGCGUCGUAGAAAAACGCCGUGAUUUGAUUAUCAAAAAAAUGCCUGUAAUUCAAAACCAUUAAGAAACUUUGUUUGAAGCUUCAAGAGUGUAUGAGUAAAUUUGUAGAAAGUAAGUUAGAAACUUCACACAAAAAAACUUUCUUUUAUUGUGUCUUGAAUUUUGAAAAAAAAAGACACUCAUUUUUAUUUUCAAAUUUAAGACAGAAGCAAAAUCAUACUCAACAUUCCGCUGUCGGCCGCGUUGCGUUUCAUCGACGAAGCUGCCAGUUUCUCAAUGUGCGGCGUUUUGUACAACUACGUCGUGAUAGACAUGGUCGGGAUGUUGCUGUGAUACAAAAAAGAAACACUCAACACAGGACAUGGCCACAUCCAACCUCGAAGAUUAUUCCAGCAUCGAGCAGUGCAACAUCACCACCUUCGCCAUGCACGAUGUCGAGGCGGCAGAAGUCGUCGCGCUUCGAAAUCGCAUCAAAUUGCAAUCUCACAUCAGACUCCCUCAUCGAGGCAUCAAUGUGAGUGUAGAUGACAACUCCCAAAGAGUAUAUUGCCAGAAAAUUGCGUUUACUAGGCAGGAUAUGGGAGUCUGAUUUACACCGACCUUCUGUUUUUCGUUGUAAUUUAGGUUUAAAAAAAAUUUCCUUCUUUCUAAAAAACAAAAUUUUGAUAUAAAAUGGUCUUUUUCUACUAUUUUUACUUCGAAGAUAGCAAAUUUUUAACAAUAUAGUCAUUUUUGCCGACUUGAAAGGCUGGACGCGUAGCGUGCGCGUACGCUCAGCACGGAUGCCACACGGUGCAUUCUGCUUUUUUGCACUCUGGUGCGUAAUUGGGGUCUGCACCGUGCGAUUUUGUUGACUUUUUGGUGCAAAGGUGUCAAAUCAGUGCUUUUAGCGUGCUGCACCAGUGCGACACCAAAAAAGCACCAAAACUGCACGGCGCAGACUCCAGUUUCGCACCAGAGUGCAAAAAAGCAGAAUGCACCGUGCGCCAUCUUUGCCAAGCGGUUCUUGGCACGAGUUCAAUUCAAGCGCCACUGACUAUUUGGAUCGCUUUUUUUGUAUCUAUUCUACUAUUUAUCUCAUUGCAAAAAGGAAAAAAGCAAAAAUGAAUUUGAAAAAUGUGUAACUGAAUUUUGCGAAAAUUACUUUGAACGUGGAGUGUGCGAGAGCGCUGCAGUGCAUGCACACUACACACUACACUUUACGGAAGAAAUAGAGGUGAUGCGCAAAUAAAAAGCUGUGUACUUAGUAAUUUUUAUUGCACAUAUUUGCACAUAAAUGAUUUAAAAAGCGAUAAACGAGCGCAAAAAUAGUCGCUUGAAAUGAACUCGUGCCAAGAACCGCGUACGCGCACGCUACGAGUCCCGCAUACUCCUCCGCCUUCCAAGUCGGGAUGUAUUGACUAUAUAUUCUAUAACUGCUUCUCAUUCCAGACGAAAACAGCCGUUUGGAUCUCCACUCUCUCUGCGGUCGUCCGAGCGCUGGAGCACUCUCCAUCAUCAACCACUCCACAGUGCGGUUCAGUCUGGCCCCAAGGAACUGACAUCAAACGAGAGCUUUUGAGGGUUCCUCUAUACCCGCGUCAACUUAUGGAACGACUUUUUUCAGGCGACCAAAGGGGGAGUUACCGGGGACGUGACGUGGUUGCCGAACGGGCUCCGAAGCAACUUCUCCGUGCACGUUUAUCGUCGCAAACACGGCGUCCUUAGCAAGUACGCCGAAUGGAACAGUCAUCUUAAAAGAGUAUUUCUGAGAGAGUUUCUCGUGUAUCUAUCGAAAAAAGGUUUCAGAUUCUGUCUGCAGAAGUGGUGGCCGUCGCCAACUCUUCGCAGAAGGAGACUCUCGAAGGGAAGCACCUGCACGUGACUGUGUACCUUGUCAGUUCUGGGAUAUAUUUUCUGGUUAGAAUAUUGCUCAGGAGGCGCCUUUUGUCAUGUUGACCGCCGACGGCGAGUAUCAGGGCUACUGCAUCGAUCUUCUCCAGGUAUUUUUCCUUUUUUGCUUUUAAAACCAUUCUAAAAUGUUUGUUGAAUUCCUGAUACACUGCGACCCAUAAUUAUAGACCCACCCUAAUUUCUCCGAUUUUAAGAAAGAUUGAAAAACUUUGAGCCACCAAACUUUUUUUGUGAUAAACCUUGUUGAUAAGGAACAUAAUCAUAUCAUAAUUUUCAAUCACCCAGUUGAAAAAGUUUUUUUCAAGAUACGAGAAAAUCUGAUUUUUUUGACCGACCCAGAAUUAUAAUUAUAUUAUGAUUAUGUUCCUUAUCAACAAGGUUUAUCACAAAAAAAGUUUGGUGGCUGAAAGUUUUUCAAUCUUUCUUAAAAUCGGAGAAAUUAGGGUGGGUCCAUAAUUAUGGGUCGCAGUGUAUUCUAUCGGACAUUGGUGACGUGGAAUGGCUCCGGACGUUUCUGGGCAGUUCUAGGGAUUACUUGAGAUCGCUGACGCUGUUAAAGAGUUCACUAGAAGUGCCCAGAAAGGUCCGGAGCACGUCCGUUUCGCGUUACCGACCUAUCAAAAUAUCUCCUUGGCGCAAAUUUUCUCCCAGAAAAUCGCCAACUCUCUCAAGUUCAACUACACUCUCCACAAAGUGCACGACAACGCCUACGGGUCAAAGGAAGCCAACGGAAAGUGGAACGGGAUGGUGGGCGAGUUGCAGCGCGGAGUGAGUGGUCUCCUUAGGGAUGAGAAUCCAUCGCUUCAGGACGCCGACCUGGCCGUCGCUUCUCUCACCAUCAGCUACAGUCGCAGCGAAGUUAUUGACUUUAGCGUGCCCUACAUGCAUCUCGGUAUCUCCAUUCUGUUCAAGGUUCUCAAUUUUAACUUUUGAAUUCUCAAAAAAUGGUUUUUGCUCAAGUUUAAAUUUUUUUUUUCUCAAGCGAGCUCACUCAGGAUCUGCAGAGUCGUCCCUAUAGGGGCAGCCUAAGGGGCCCUUGGAGGGUCAUCUCUAGGGGCCACUAAGGCUUGCAAAACUGCUCCUGUUGCUUAUUUUUAUGAAUUCUAUUGGAAAAAGCAUUUCCAUGCGAAAAACUAAAUAAAUGAACUUUUUGAAUGAAAUUGAAACACCCUUAUAUGGACAAACUUGAUUUUACCCCUAUAGGGACAACUUCUUCGACCCCUAUAGAGGCUGUUUUUCCCUCUAACCGCUCCAGGGACCUCUCUAAAGUCCUUGAGCGGAUUCGACACUUUUUCUGAUUUUCUUUACUUCCUCCCGUACGGUUUCAAUCCAGUUCUUUUCUUCGCUUUUUUGAAUUUUCGACAAACCAUCGACUCAAAGACGCCAAAAAGCCCUUUUAUUGGGAUGAGCUAAAAAAAAAACUAGUAUCAAAAGCUACCUCAGAAGCCGCGUGCCGCUGAGUCGGACAAGUUCAAGUUCCUGGACCCGAUAGACUGGCAAGUGUGGCUGGCCACCUUCGCCUCCUACGUGACGACGUCGUUGGCCCUCUGGUUGAUUGCCAAGUGAAGCCCGUCGAAUAUCAAAAAACGAAAUAAUUUCAGGAUGUCGCCAUUCGAAUCGAACGUCCUAGACACGACAAGCGGAGAGUUUCACAGAGUCGAAAACCAGUUUUCGCUGCGGAACUCUUUCUGGUUCACGGUUUGCUCUCUGAUGCAGCAAGGCAGCGAGAUAUGCCCGCGGACGGCCUCCACGCGAGUCCUCACCGCCGUUUGGUGGUUCUUCACUCUCAUCCUCCUGUCUUCGUACACAGCCAAUCUUGCUGCUUUUCUCACGACUCAAAGAAUGGUUGGGAGCGAAAACUUGCCGAUAUGUGACCUGCAGUCAGGUUUCAGGCAACGCCCGUGGAAAACGCCGACGACUUAUCAGCACAGACCAAGAUCAAAUACGGAACCCUGGGACGUGGGUCCACAAUGUCUUUUUUCAACGUAGCGCAUAUUCAAAGCUGAGAAGCACUUUUCCAAUUCAGGAAUCCAAAAUAGACACCUAUGAACGAAUGUGGAACCUGAUGUCUAGUCAGCCUGGACUUUUCGUCCAGUCUUCCAAAGAAGGAAUCGCUCGCGUCAAGGUUCUGAGGUAAAACAGAAGACAUAAAGGAUGGAAUUAAGAGUUCGGACUACGCCUAUCUGAUGGAGUCGUCGAUGCUAGAAUACGCAGUGGAAAGAGACUGCGAACUGAUGCAAAUUGGCGGACUCCUCGACCAGAAGGGCUAUGGAAUCGGGCUUCCCAAGGGCUCGCCCUAUCGCGACCUCAUUUCUACAGCUAUUUUACGACUUCAGGAAAAGACCGAGUUGACUGAACUCAAGGAGAAAUGGUGGAAAGUGAGAAAAACAACGGAGAAAAGCGAGAUUAAAUGAAAAUUUCAGGAUAAGAGCACAGUCUGCCCUGCUCCGAAAAGGAAAGAAUCCGACGAUGGGGAGUCCAUCGGAGGCAUUUUCAUAAUUUUGGUGUGUGAAUCAUCGAGAAAUCGACGGAAAAUAGUUUCAGAUUGGCGGACUUCUCUGCACGAUUCUCUUUGUUGCCUGGGAGCACUUCUUCAAAAAACCCAACCAAGACUGA
Molecule: messenger RNA, 9868 nt
Organism: Caenorhabditis auriculariae
Lineage: Eukaryota; Metazoa; Nematoda; Chromadorea; Rhabditida; Rhabditidae
Source: the annotation of a GenBank genome assembly